Salarias fasciatus (jewelled blenny) is the source of this 832-nucleotide messenger RNA. It is a transcript of the gene gins1, whose product is annotated as GINS complex subunit 1 (Psf1 homolog). Gene Ontology annotation, cellular component: GINS complex. Gene Ontology annotation, biological process: DNA strand elongation involved in mitotic DNA replication; DNA replication. The transcript is spliced from 7 exons. Bases 137 to 724 code for a protein of 195 amino acids. The record is from RefSeq and is a predicted model, not a curated record. NCBI's taxonomy places the organism in Eukaryota, Metazoa, Chordata, Actinopteri, Blenniiformes, Blenniidae.
ACCCGGACGCUUACGUCACACUAACACGUGAUCAAAACAGUUUUCUUGCCGCGAAAAUCUGUCGCUCGGUCUCUCCGUGUGGGAAAGUAGAAAGACGGGUCAGUCCUCCGGUUAGCGGGCGUUUUCUGGCUCCGGGAUGUUCUGUGAAAAAGCCAUUGAGCUGGUCCGGGAGCUGCAGCGGCUCCGCGACGGACAGCUGCCCGCCUUCAACGAAGAGACGCUGCGGCAAGUCCUGCAGGAGAUGGAACACUUAUAUGAACAGAACCAGAACGAUGUGAACGAGGCGAAAUCUGAAGGUCGAGCUGAUCUGAUUCCUUCUAUCAAACUGAGACACUGCAGCCUGCUGAGGAACCAACGCUGCCUCACCGCAUACCUGUACGACCGGCUGAUGAGGAUCCGGGCUCUGCGGUGGGAGUACGGCAGUGUGCUGCCCGCCAAUGUUCGAUUCCACAUGUGUGCAGAGGAGCUUCAGUGGUUCUCUCAGUAUAAAAAGUCUCUGGCCACAUUCAUGCGUUCUCUGGGUGGAGACGGUUUGGACAUCACGCAGGACGUUAAGCCCCCCAAGAGCCUCUACAUCCAGGUGCGCUGUGUGAAGGACCAUGGCGAGUUCGAGAUGGAUGACGGGACUGUGAUCCUGCUGAAGAAGAACAGCCAGCACUUCCUGCCAAGGUGGAAAUGUGAACAGCUGAUUCGUCAGGGCAUCCUGGAGCACGUGGCGUCCUGAUGGAGCACCAUCCAAUCAGAGCAGAGGAGGGCCAAAGUCACACAGGAGUGGCCUCAGAGGGUUAUCCAUUCAGAAUGAAAAACCAUUUUGGUUCAUUUUAAUUUGAAC